GAUGCAUAAUUAGACUUUGUUAUAAGUAAAGAAAAUAAAAAAAGAUAUCUAAAAAUGGCUACUGUUUCUUCCUGUCUGUGUUUGAUCUUACCUUUUGUCCUCCUUCUGGUACCCACAAUUGCUCAAACUCACAGCAAUGUAACUUCAGGCUCAUUUCUUACUGCAAAAAAGGAUGGAUCUUCAUGGACAUCUCCAUCUGGGGAAUUCGCAUUCGGGUUCCAGAAGAUAGGGACUGGAUUCUUGUUAGCCAUAUGGUUUGAUCGAAUACCUGAAGAAACCAUAGUUUGGUCUGCAAAUGGUAAAAAUUUAGUAGAAGAAGGAUCGAGAGUAGAGCUUACAAGGGAUGGAGAAUUUCGGCUUACUGAUACAAAAGGGAAAGAGAUAUGGAGUGCUGAUUUAAUUGAAACCGGAGUUUCCCAUGGAGCCAUGCUUGAUUCAGGAAACUUUGUGUUGGUAAAUCAGGAGUCUGUGACUUUGUGGGAGAGUUUUGAUCAACCAACGGAUACAAUCCUACCUAUGCAGACAUUUAACCUUGGGGGAAAACUCUUUGCUCGUUUUUCGGAAACGAAUUAUUCAAGAGGGAGAUUCAUGUUUACCCUCCAACAAGAUGGAAAUCUGCUGCUAUCUACCACUCAGUUCCCAUUGGAUUUUGCUAAUUCCAAAUACUGGUCUACAGACACUGUAGGUAGUGGCUUUAGGGUCAUGUUUAAUCAGUCUGGCUCCAUUUAUCUUACAGCAAGAAAUGGAAGCAUCCUUCAUUUCAUAUCAUCAAAUAGAGCUUCAACAAGUGAUUUUUAUCAGAGACUGAUUCUGGAAUUUGAUGGGGUUUUAAGGCAAUAUAUUUACCCGAAAUCUGCUGGUUCUAGUGGUGGAAGGCUUAUGGCUUGGUCCACUUUGUCCUUCCAACCGUUAGAUAUCUGCUUGAGUAUGCGUCAAGAAACAGGAAGUGGUGCUUGUGGAUUCAACAGCUAUUGUGUCAUGGGAGCUAAUGAAAGACCGAGUUGUAAGUGUCCUCGCGGUUACUCCUAUUUGGAUCCGGACAACGAAAUGAAUGGUUGCAAGCAGGAUUUUGUUUCACAAGAUUGUGAUGCAGGACAGCAAGAAGCAAGUCUGUAUGGCUUCACAGAUAUGCCAAACACAGAUUGGCCAUUAUCUGAUUAUGACCAUCUCGCCAAGCUUCUGAAGACAGAUCAGACUCGAACGAUGACUGGAAUCAGGGGAACCAGAGGAUAUGUAGCACCAGAAUGGUUCAAAAGCAUGCCUGUUACAGCCAAAGUAGAUGUCUACAGCUUUGGAAUUUUGUUGUUAGAGCUUAUUUUCUGCAGAAAGAACUUUGAUCAGAAUGCAAAGGAGGAUAAUCUGAUGGUAUUGGCUGAUUGGGUUUCUGAUAACUAUAGAGGAGGAGUAUUGGAGCUGAUGAUUGAGAAUGAUGAAGAAGCAAUUCAAGAUAUCAAGAGGGUUGACAAAUUUGUGAUGAUUGCAAUUUGGUGCAUUCAAGAGGAUCCAUCAAUGAGACCCACCAUGAAGAAAGUCUCCCAGAUGCUUGAAGGCACUGUUGAAGUCCCUUCUCCUCCAGAUCCAAGCUCAUUUAUCAGUUCAGUUUAAGUUUUAAUCAUAACAUGUCAUAAUAAGAUGGAUUCAUUCAAUUUGCUGGGCAGAAAAAUAGCCUUUUAGAGUGGUUAUGAAUGGGCAAAAACUAUGUAAAGGUAAUCUUUUAUGAUGGAUUGAUUCAAUUUCAAAACUUUCGUCUUUAAUUAAGUUGUUUUAAUUUUUUAGGGCAAUGUAAAGAAAACUAAAUCAGUAUUUAUAUAAUAAGAUGACAUAUUCAUAGUCACUAAAAACACAGUACAUGAUGUUUACCUCUCACUCCUUUUAAAGUUUCCUUGCAAAGUUGCUACCUUUCUCAUGGGUUUAAAUUAUAAAUGGUGAUAGAUGGAAACCUACUGAGAUUAUGGAAAGGCCAGUCUUGUUAAGAAAUGGCCUGUCUGUAAACCAUUUUGCUUUGUUACUCCAAAAAUGCUUAAAGUUCAAAUCUUUACCUUCAGGCAAGCAAGUUCAUGCUCUGUUACUGACUUCUCGUACUGAUUUAAAUUCUCUGUCUUUGCAUUCAAAGCUUGUUGGCAUGUACUCUAGCUGCGGGGAUGUGAAAUCCGCAACCUGGGUAUUCAAAAGAAUUGAAAAACCAAACGUUUUUGCAUUGAAUUGGAUGGUUUUAGGCUCUGCAUUUAAUGGGUUUUAUGAGGAGGCAAUUGGGUAUUUUUGUUUAAUGCGUGAGUCAUUACAUCUCUGCAACAAGUUUACCUUCUCCGUUCUGUUGAAAGCUUGUGUUGGUUUGAUGGAUUUGAAUAAGGGAAAGAAUGUUCAUUGUGUGGUAAAGAAGAUGGGUUUUGAGAGUGAUGUAUCUAUGGCUAAUUCUUUGAUAGAUAUGUACUGCAAAUGUGGAGACUUGUUAUAUGCACAUAAACUGUUUGAUAGAAUGCCUGUGAGAGAUGUUGCUUCUUGGACAUCCAUGAUUUGUGGAUAUUGUAACAUGGGGAAGAUCAAAGAAUCUGUUGUUUUAUUUGAGAGGAUGAAGGUGGAAGGAUUCGAGCCAAACAAAUUCACUUGGAAUGCGAUGAUUGCGGGUUAUGCAAGUAGAGGAGAUAGCAAGAGUGCAUUAUUGCUUUUCAAUAGAAUGAGAGGAGAAGGACUAGUACCUGAUUUAGUUACUUGGAAUGCUAUGAUUUCUGGUUUUGCUCAAAGCCAGAAAGCUGCUGAGGCUUUGGAAAUGUUUCGGGAUAUGUUGUUUUCGGGGAUUAGACCUAACCAGGUGACUGUAACUGGGUUACUACCUGCUUGUGGAUUGACUGGUGCUAUUCAUAGAGGUAGAGAAAUUCAUGGGUUGAUUUAUAGGAUGAGUCUUGAUAUUAAUGCCUUCAUUGCUAGUGCUCUUAUUGACAUGUACUCUAAAUGUGGCUCUAUGGAAGCUGCAAGGAAUGUUUUUGAUCUGAUCCCAGUCAAGAAUAUUGCAUCAUGGAACGCCAUGAUUGGAUGUUAUGGGAAGCAUGGCAUGUUCGAUGCUGCAAUGGAGCUCUUUGAGAGAAUGAAGAAAGAAGGAAUUCAACCAAACCAGGUAACUUUAGCUUCUCUUCUCUUCACUUGCAGUCACAGUGGAGAAAUUGAGAAAGGUUUGAGGAUUUUUAAGUCGUUGCAAGAGAAUUACGCGGUGGAGGUAAAUAAAGAGCAUUAUGGAUGUGUUAUCGACAUGCUGUGUCGAUCAGGGAAGAUGGUAGAGGCUUACGAACUGGUUAAGGAAAUGCCAUUUAGAGUCACAGAAUCAAUUAUAGGAGCUUUCUUCCAUGGCUGCAAAAUAUAUGGGAAAA
Messenger RNA from Carica papaya (papaya), 3362 nucleotides. The record is from RefSeq and is a predicted model, not a curated record. Lineage: Eukaryota; Viridiplantae; Streptophyta; Magnoliopsida; Brassicales; Caricaceae.